CAUUUUCACCAUAUCACCGUCUGUGGUGUGCCUUUUGGAUCAUUCGGAAUACAUGUUUAACUGAACAGAAGUAGAUUGAUCCAAACAGAUCGUGUUAAUCUGUUAAGUAUUUGAAAUAAUAGUGAUUUUGAGGAAUUUAAUUUAUAUUCUUAUAGUACGGGAAGUUUAAACUAAAUGUACGAGGAUAUGAACGUGCUUACGUAACACUUUAAUAAUUAUUCGUGAAUCAGUCCUGACAAUGUUUAAACUAGAAUAUAUAUUGAAAAAAAAUGUAUUAGGUGAAAUAUAUGCAUGUAUUAAACAAGUCUGCCCUCAGUAUGGUGUAUUCAUGUAGUAACAUUUGUGUUUUUAAACUGUUCUACUAUUAAGAUAGAACAGUUAUGUUAACAUUUGACAAACCUGACGGUGUAUACGAGACGAUUUUACCUGCGUAAUUUGUUAAUUUCCUUCCUGGUUUAAAUUAAAAGAAACGCAUUACUUCCUGGUAUAAAGAAAUAAGAAACUUUAUAUUUCAAUAUAAAACUAUUAGAUUAGAACAAUAACAUUGUUGAUCUUACAAAUAAAAGAAAGCGUUAUAUUUUUAAAAGAAUGAACAACCGAAAAUCACAAAAGGGAGUGAUAGAUACAAAUAACCGUCCUUUAUCUAAAAAGUCAGAUGCUAGAAUACAACAAAAACCUCAGCAGCGACAACAACAACUACAUCAUCAACCAAAAGCGCAUGGUGGAGACGAUGAUACGCCUAGCGGAGGAAGUGCACGCCAGACCCAUUACAAGUUUGAGGUAGCACCGCCAAAUCCUUUUGGAGCAAAAUCAACGCAAUCGGACCACGCAGUCAGGAGUAAUAUGGAAUCAGAUGGAAAUCGUCAACCUCCUAAAACGACAGAUGCAAGAAAAUGCUCAUCACCAAAAGAAGAAGAACUAGAAUGCAUAAGAAACACAAUAAAGGAUGCAUAUGAGAAGUUUAUAGGCAGAAAAAAAAAUCGGCUCUAUAGACCAACAACUGUAAUAGACGAUUUGAAUUUCUACAUAACAAAACUAAUCGGGUGUUUAAGUAUAAUAGAUUGCCAACAUGAAAAAAGAAGAACAAAUAGGAGUAAUGGUACAAAUAGAGAACCUAAUGAUGGGAUACCUCAGAUAUCAAAAGAGAUCAAGAAAUUAUUUAAUAGCAUGAGAGAUGGAACACUAGAUGUAAAAAUGAAAGAUGUGUUUCGAAAUGAACCAGACUCUGCAGAAGAUAUGUUAAAGUGUAUCGAAUGGUCCUUCCGUCAUUAUCAACAGGAAUUUGAAUGGUAUAGACAAGAAAAGAAAAAUGUUGAGAUAGAAAUUGAAAAACUGGCUAAAGACGUCUGUGAUACAGAUGCUGGUACUAAGAAAGGAAUACACGAACAGAUUAGUUGUAUUCGUUUGCAAAUCAAACAACAGAAACGCGAAUAUUUAACGAGUGUUUCAAUGUACGAAAAAGAGAUGUCCUGUGUUGAGGAAGAGGUUAACAAGUUAGUAAAUGAGGUAAACUGUAUAAAUGAGGUUGAAGUUAUAAACAAACAAUGCAAACUGGAGACUAAAGAGGACAAUGAAUUUCGGACUGUGAAAAUUAUACGACAAAUCCGUAGGUCACUUGAAUCUCAAAACUGUCAAACACAAGAAAGACUGAGAGAAUUAGAAAAUAAAUCACAAUACAACAGACAAGUACUUGGAGAUUUAUGUUCACUUCUAAACAUGGAUCUUGAACCACGGCAAAAAGAAGGGAGUUGUAUUGAAAAUAGCGAUUUGGAAAGUAUUGACAAAUGGAAGGUUAUUGUCGAAAACAUGAAAAGAUUGGUUAAAGACAGAGGCCAGUUCGUUGAUCAUGCUAGAACACUGCUAAAGGAUAUAUCAACAUUAAUAAGCAGAGAACCAUUCAGUCUGACAAUGUCGGGACAUUCUGACACAAAACUUGUACAAGUUCUCACACCUGAUUUUCAACAACUUGUGUAUGACAUGAAUAAUGUAAAGUUGUGUUUGGAAGAAUAUCGUAAAAGCCAUAAAGAGAAAUUCCUGAAAAUAGAAGCUUGGAAUGAGUUGAAGGAAUGUGAAAAAAAAUUGCAGAAAGAAAUAGAAGAGCUGAAAGAAGAAAAAGACGUACUUUUAAACAGAUUAUCAAAAAUGGCUGGAGCAAAUUUAACAGACAACAAUCCAGCUAUAGCUGAUUUGAGUGAUCCAAACAGAGCAACUAAACUUGCCGAACAGUUUUCUGAGCUUUACGAUAAUUCGUGGACCGAUGCAUACGAAGUUCUAGAAAUAUCUGACGAAAAUGAGUGUAUCCAGUACCUGCUUAAUAUAAUCGUCGAAUCGUAUAACAUGUGUUCAGAUAUUUCAAAAAUGCAACAAAGAGCUCUCGCUAGAGCAUUACAUAAUCCAACUGAAGGGUUGAGCAUUAAGACAAUAGCAAAUGAGAAGGUGAACCAUGACAGCGAUGUUAACCUUUCUAAACUCCAGUCAAGAACCUUAUCAGAUUUACGAAAAACUUCCGUUGAUUUGUCGAUUGUAGAUGUCAAAUCGUAUAUAACUGCAAAGAAUGAAAACUGGGUUAGAAAGGGUGAAUUAAAACAAUUCACAAUGUCUUGCAUCGAGCUCUGCUGGUUUAUGCAUCUUCAGUCGCCACCUGUUUAUCUGGAUGCCACUCUUGUGUCAGGCUCAACGCUUGAUACCAACAAAUACAAACCGUACACUAAAUCUGGAAAGAAAAUUGAUUUCAUAGUUUGGCCAUCACUUUAUUUGCACAAAGAUGGACCAAUCUUAUGCAAAGGAGUUGCACAAGGAAAGUAGAUGUAACAUUUAUGUAUUUAAGUCUCAGAAUGGUUAUAGAGUGAUGUGCAUUCUUGUUGUCGUAAAUACCGUUCAUACGAUGGAGCUGUGACAGAAUGGUUGUCGACAUAAAUCUCUUGUAUUUUCACAUCUCUACACAUUGAAAUUGAAAUGAAAUAUUUGCUCCAGAAAUUUAAGUGUAUUUGUUCAGAAAUAACAACAAGAGAUAAUAUGUACGUGUGCGUUUAAAUUUAAGUUUUGCAAAUUAUAGAGAUUAUCAUGACAUUCUUAACACUUUUUUGCAGUGUUUUUGCAGCAGUGUAUUUUUCGUUUUGACCGUUUAUCCAUUCAAUAUAUGUUACAUUGAAUAAAAAUAUUUAUUUUGGUGACUUAAAAAUCUGUUAUGCAUUCAUUUAUUUAAAAAAUAUGUAAAACUAUUAAGUUAUUCUGAAAUUUAACAAUUUAAGCUGCCAUAUUUCUAAUCAUUUCAUAGUAAAUAUUAUGUAUAAAAUAUUAUUAUUUAUUUAUUUAUUUAUUUAUAAGAUACAUGUAUAUUUUCUCAAAUAGUCAAACAGAAAACAUUAUCUAACCAGACUUAAUCAAAUUUACGAACAUAAAGAAAAAAAAUUUUGCCCCAUGAAAACCUUAAACUGAAAAAGUUGCUCUUAAGAUUUAAUUGUAGAACUUCAUUUGAAAAUGUGUGCAAACUUGUCUACAUCGGAUUCCGUAGACAGUAAAAUAAGCGACAGAACAUUUUAAUUUAAAAUAUGUAAAAUAAUCCAACAAUGAAUAGCAAAGAUAUAUUAAUUGAGAGCCUUAUAAUCUAUCUAAAUUAUGAGCACACAAAGAAUGUAAAGCAAAACAUAAUUAUGUAACAAUUUAUUUUUUUUCUGUUUCUAAAGGAAAGUCCAGUAUACAUGUAUUUCUAAAUACUAGUAUAUUAUCUCAUAAUGAUAGCCACACACUUUUUAACCUCUGACAGACAUUUUCUAUUUAAAUAACUUUUUGAAAUAGACGAAAGUAUAUAUCUGAUGUCGAAGACAACAGUUCGUACCAUUACAUCGUGAUUGUGACGUCAUCAGGGAUCUUUGACUUCAACGUAUUGUGUAAAAG
Molecule: messenger RNA, 3897 nt
Organism: Ruditapes philippinarum (Manila clam)
Lineage: Eukaryota; Metazoa; Mollusca; Bivalvia; Venerida; Veneridae
Product: repetitive organellar protein-like
Exons: 18
Coding region: 589-2805 (738 amino acids)
Source: RefSeq, a predicted model, not a curated record